Arachis stenosperma is the source of this 760-nucleotide messenger RNA. RefSeq lists its product as uncharacterized. The transcript has a single exon. Lineage: Eukaryota; Viridiplantae; Streptophyta; Magnoliopsida; Fabales; Fabaceae. The record is from RefSeq and is a predicted model, not a curated record. Bases 140 to 445 code for a protein of 101 amino acids.
UCCCAUUCUUUGCUUAUUCAACACUUGCAAAUUCAAUACUUAAGCAUCACGGGAAAGAAAAUUCUCCAAUUUCUUCGUUUUCUCUCGUUUCCGUUCUUUCAAUCCCAAUUUUUCUCUUCUGAUUCUCUGUGUCAAGCACAUGGGUCCGAUCGUGCUGAGCCAGCUGGCAACCGGUCUGAGCGUGCUGGCAGGAGCGGUUAUCGUGAGAUCGGUGAUGGACAUGGACCAGAAGCCCAUGGUCGGCCCGGGUUCAAACCCUCGCUGCCAGACUUGCAAUGGAAUGGGUCGGGUCACCUGCAUCUGUACACGGUGGUCUGACAGCGACGCCGGGUGCCGAACCUGCGCCGGUUCGGGCCGCAUGGCAUGUAGUAGUUGCGGUGGAUCCGGAACCGGUCGACCCUUAACCGCGAAAAUUGCGAUUCGGCAGCCGAACCGCUCUUCUUAGAGAGAUGGCAGUUGCCAUCUUGAAAAAUAGGCAGUAUGAAAUGCAAAAAUACAACUCAAAUGAGACGUACAGGAUUCGAACCAACAGACUCUCGGUCCAACCGCGAUAGUGAUUUUUUCUAUUUUGAAUUUUCAUUUCUGGGGUUGUAAUGGAGAAUGGAGGAGGAGGAGCUGGAAAAAUAUGAGUUAGAUUGUGUAAUCAUUAUCGGUCCAAUUGAGACUCUUGUAGAAGCAUAGAAUUUUGACUCCUAUAUAUUUGGUUACUUUUCGUGUUCUUUGUUAAUUGAAUGCUAACUGUAUUUACUGUUUGCUUAAA